UGAUUCUCUUUGUUUUGACUGAGAACAAAAGUAGCAGCCGAACUUAAACUGUCAUUGUGUGAGUAAAAAAAAAAAUCCCCCAAACAUGAAGAACGGAGGACACGGAGCUCACGCUGGAGAGAAGACGAGCCUCAGAUAGACGGCAGUUAAACGACACACUGAUGUGUUUGUGUUUUAUUGUGUGUCACGCCUGAUUUAAGCGCGCGCGUGUGUGUGUGUGCGAGAGAGAGAGUCGACUUUCACGGAUCUGCACGUGUCUGCAGUGACAGAAGAGGGUUUCUUCAGAACAUCAUGAGACUGUGAGCUCAGUGUGAAAUCAGCCAUGGCAGAAACUGACAUCGACCAAUCUCACCUGCCCGGUGUUUAUGAUGUGUGCCAAUGUUUCUCUGUGUUAGAGGACGGCGCGUUGGCUCACAGUCUUCAGGAGCAGGAAAUUGAGAAGUUCUACAGCACCAACAUCCAGAAGAACCAGGCGGUGCAGAACGAUGUUCGCUUGGCUCGGAGGCUGCAGGAGGAAGAGGAACAGCGAAUGAAUCUCCGCCAGGACCUGCGGCAGCUGGAGGAGGAGGACUGCAGAUAUGCACAGAUGAUCCAGGAGGAGCUCCAGAGGUGUGCGGAGGAGGCCAGGAGGCGAGAGAAGGAGGAUGAGGAAAUCGCUAAACAGCUACAGGAAGAAGAAGAAAUAGAGAUGAGACGGCAGAGGGCUGCCACUGGUAACAAUAACAAUGACUGUGUUUCUCCACUCUGUGAUGGCUUGGGAAUCUGGGAGCAGGUGCUUCAGGACGCUGAGCUGGCCCGUAGACUUCAGGAGGAAGAGGAUAUGCUGCCUCACAGAGAGCAGUUUCCUCAGAGCUCUGGAUCAGAGGUGGACUUCAUUGCAGCCCAAGUAGCCCAAGAUGAGGAGAUUGCCCACUACAUGCAACGCCAUCAGAGAAGAGUCGAAAACAGACCACGAGACCUAGAGACCAGACCCGCUGCAGCGAGAGAUGAAGGAAACACCACAAGCAGGAAGGCUCAUCAGAUGUUGCGAGAGAGGCUGAACUCAGACGGACUGCAUUCACCUGUGGAAGAGGAAGACUACACCAUCGAGAACCAUCUUGCAAGCCCAUCAUGCACUGCACUUCGAAACCAACACAUACACAAUAUCGCAGAGGAACUGGACCCAACGUUCAAGGCGAGGAAGCGCGAGAGCCGAAUUUCCACCAGCCCCCCGUCAGCAGGUCUGUGUUUGGCCCCUCGUAACCCGCACAGUAUUUUUUAUGACUAUUUACCAGAACCCCCCUUCAUACCACCAACUAAACGGCAGAGCGACAAAACAGGACGUCACAAAGCCAAAGACAAGAAAGAAAACUGUAAGCAACAGUGAACAUGUGACUAACAUAGUGUUGUCUUUUGAGUAUUGUAUAAUCCAAUUGAAGGACAUCACACAACAUGAUGGCACCAAGGGAGAUGUACAUAAUUAAAGAUAAACACUAAAAUA
Cyprinus carpio (common carp) is the source of this 1480-nucleotide messenger RNA. RefSeq lists its product as uncharacterized. Lineage: Eukaryota; Metazoa; Chordata; Actinopteri; Cypriniformes; Cyprinidae. The record is from RefSeq and is a predicted model, not a curated record.